This is a messenger RNA of Trichoderma breve, 2790 nucleotides long. RefSeq names its product ankyrin repeats (3 copies) domain-containing protein. Gene Ontology annotation, molecular function: protein binding; catalytic activity. Gene Ontology annotation, biological process: nucleoside metabolic process. NCBI's taxonomy places the organism in Eukaryota, Fungi, Ascomycota, Sordariomycetes, Hypocreales, Hypocreaceae. The record is from RefSeq and is a predicted model, not a curated record. Bases 1 to 2790 code for a protein of 929 amino acids. The transcript is spliced from 9 exons.
AUGUCCCACGCUGGGCUACUGGAAGAACCAAGGCCCUUCGGAGUCAGCGAGAAGAAGCAGUUAUCGCAUGACGCAUACACUGUUGGGUGGAUUUGCGUGCUUCAGUGUGAGCUCAACGCGGCAAAGGCCUUGCUAGAUGAGCAACAUGAACAACUUCCAUCGGCCGCAAAAGACGAUAACAGUUAUCUCCUCGGUCACUACGGAACAAAUGCUGCUGCGCAGACAGCGGUACACAUGAUUCGCACCUUUUCCAAUAUUCGAUUCGGCUUGCUGGUAGGCGUGGGCGGCGGAGCCCCGAACCGACCGGAUCCAGAUGAUCCGUUCAAUGAUCUUCGGCUCGGAGACGUCGUCGUUGGUGUUGCAAAGGGCAGCCAUGGCGGCGUUCUUCAAUACGACAUGGGAAAAUGGAAGAAUGAUACAGAUUUUCCCAUCGAAUCGCACUUGAAUAAACCGCCCAAGGUUUUGUCAAAGGCCAUUGAGCUAUUGCAAUCCGAACACGAUUUUGGCGAAGGCCACAUGUCGCAUUACAUCCACCAAAUGGCUCUUAAAGCGGCAAAGCUUCGCGGGUUGAGGCAGUAUCGAUUUCCAGGUCGAGAUAAAGACCAACUUUUCAGCCCAGCCUAUCGUCAUGUUUCCGAAGCAGAUUGUUUAGUAUGUGAUCCUGCACAGUUGGUAGAAAGACUUCCUCGAGAUUCAGAUGAUCCUAUAGUUCAUUACGGCCUCAUUGCCUCUGGUAAUGCCGUUUUAAGGUCUGCCAAACGUCGAGAUGAGCUACGAGACGCUUGGGGCGUCCUAUGCUUUGAGAUGGAAGCAGCUGGCCUAAUGGAAAACUUCCCUUGUAUUGUUAUUAGAGGAAUUUGUGACUACUCUGACGAUCACAAAAACAAAGUCUGGCAGCCCUACUCAGCUGUUGUAGCUGCGGCAUAUGCGAAAGAUCUCUUAAGAGUAAUUCAACCGCAAGAAGUCGAAAAUAUGGACGCCAUAAAAAAACCCCUUGAGAAACUUUUCGAGAACUUUGCUACGACCAGAGAAGCUGUGAAACGUAUCGAGUCGAAAAUUACCAGUAAAGAAGACAUUGAGAUUCUCGAAUGGUUAACACCAGUAAAUUAUGGCCUUCAACAGAGUGAUUGCUUUCAGAGACGACAUCCUGGGACCGGCCAAUGGCUUCUUAACUCGGCAGAAUACCAGGAGUGGCUUCACACAAGCCAGCAGACAUUAUUUUGCCAAGGCAUUCCGGGAUCUGGGAAGACAAUUCUCACAUCAAUGAGUACCGCGAAAGCAAAGAUUUUUGCGACUGCUCGACAUAUUCAGGAUAUACGAAAUGAGUUUGAUGGAAGCAUCUUACUGGAGAUUCACCAAAUCGCUAACGCGGUUGAUGGAAUGUUUCUUUUUGCUAAACUCCACUUAGACUCGCUCCAACACAAGCCUACCCCCAAGGCAAUUUUUCAAGCUUUAGAUAACUUGCCAAAGGGUAAUGAAGGUUUGAAUGAAACCUAUGGCGAAACAAUGAGGAGAAUACGGAAUCAGGGACAAGAAUUCCAACAGCUUGCUUUGCGAGCUUUAGCGUGGAUCACCUGCGCUAUGAGACAGCUAUCCACAUUUGAACUUCAGACAGCACUAGCUGUGGAGAAAGAUAGUUCCGAAAUGGAUGAGGAUAACAUCCCAGAGAUUGAGGACAUAGUCUCUGCAUGUGCUGGAUUAGUCACCGUCGACAAAAACAGCAACAUUGUUAGGUUGGUGCAUCACACAACGCAAGAGUACUUUCAGCGGACGCAAAAAGAUUGGUUUCCGGAUGCACAAAAUGAGAUAACUUCAGCCUGUAUCACUUACCUCUCAUUCGACAUCUUUAGCACAGGCUUCAAUCCUCUCUAUUCCUACGCAGCCGAAAACUGGGGACAUCAUGCACGAGAUUCGAUCAACCUGGAUUUGACAGCCAAUGCCUUAUUCAAAAGCCAAUCAAGAAUGGAAGCUGCAUGGGCAAAUUGGGUGACAGAACUUCAUCUGACGGCAUAUUUUGGACUUGAGGACUUUACAAAGCAGCUGAUAUGUGAAUAUGAUAUAAAUUCACUGACUGGACUCCUGGAAACGCCACUUUCCUUAUCAGCUAGGAACGGCCAUGGAGGUAUUGUCAAGCUGCUUCUUGAGGUUGGGGCUGAUGUCGAGUCAAAGGAUAUAAAUGGCCAGACAGCACUUACACAUGCAGCUAGAAAUGGUUAUGAAACCAUUGUUAAGUUGCUGCUUAUGAACGGGGCUGAUGUCGAAUCAGAGGAUGAAACUGGUUGGACAGUACUUAUGCACGCAGCUAUGUCCGGCUAUGAAGUUAUUGUCAAGCUGCUUCUUCAAACCGGGGCCAACUUCACGCCAAGGGACGCACAUGGCCAGACAGCACUUACGCAUGCAGCUAUGUACAACCACGAAGCUGUUGUAAAGCUGCUGUUAAAAAAUGGGGCUGGUCUCGAGUCAAAGGAUGAAUAUGGCCAGACUGCACUUACACAUGUAGCUAGGAACGGCUAUGAGGCUAUUGUUAAGCUGCUUCUUGAGGCUGGGGCUGAUCUCGAGUCAAAGGAUAUUGAUGGCCAGACAGCACUUAUGCAUGCAGCUAAUAGCGGCCAUGAAGCUACUGUCAAGAUGCUGCUUGAAAAGGGGGCUGAUAUCGAGUCAGUGGAUGAAUAUGGUUGGACAGCACUUGGAUUAGCGACUAUGAGGGGUCAUCCAGCCAUUAUCAAGCUGCUAGCUACGCAGCCCAACCCAGAGUGUGUCCGAAAAAGAGAACUAUCAAGGGCAUAUUAG